AUGGAACCAGGUCAUAUAAUAGAAGGUGGAGAAAAUAAUUAUAUUAUUAGUCAUAGUGAUGAAGAUACAACUUCAAAAAUUGUAGAUGAUAUUGAAAAUAAUAAAGCUACCAUCAAGAUAGCUUUUAAGGAGCCAUACGAUAUAAAAUAUAUAACUUUUGUAUUAAUAGGUGUUGCGUUAUUAUGGCCGUGGAAUAGUUUUUUAAGUGCCUCAUUAUUUUUCCAACACGAUAUUUUUAAUGAUAAUACAAUAUGGGCAAAAACUUAUACAAGUACGAUGAUGAGUUUUUCCACUGUUUCCUCAGUUUUAACCAAUUUUUACUUAUCCAGAAGACAAUAUGGAUAUAGUAGUAGAGUGAAAAAAGGAUUAAUAUGGCAAAUUGUUGUUUUCACAAUACUGUCAAUAUCCAUUUUAUUGAUAUCAGGCAAAGGGAAUGAUAGUGACAAAAAGAGUUCAAUUUUUUAUUGUUUUACUUUCAUUAUGAUAAUGACGUUAGUUUUAGUCAGUAGUGUUGGGACUGCUUUGACCCAAAAUGGAUCUAUGGCUUGGGCCAAUGUUUAUGGUAGUGAAAUUUAUUCACAGGCGGUCAUGUUAGGCCAAGCCCUUGCGGGUGUCUUGCCUAGUUUGGUGUUAUUUUUCAUUAGUUUUAUUAAAGCAACGAACGACCCUAGAGAUCAAAAUGUGUUUGGUAUCUUUGGUUAUUUCAUUAACACAGCUAUAAUUUCUAUAGCGGCGUUGAUUUUAUUUCAAAAGAGUAAAAUUGGUGUGUCUAUACCUAAACUUGAUACAGAAGAAACUGAAUUAAUUUUGAACGAGAACAAUGAGUUGACCAAUAAUAAUGAUACCAAUAAUUCAUUAAUACAUCAAACCACCACAGACAACUUGAAUAAUGCCUCCAAUAGCAAUAAUAGUCAUAGAGGUAAUAAUAAUACUACUAAUAAUAAUAUUCCACUGAAGAUUAUAUACAGCAAAUUAAAAUUUCUAGUAUGGGCUAUUUUUAUAACUUUUUCCAUCACUUUAAUGGUAUUCCCCGUAUUUGCUGCUAAUACUCUAGUAACAAAAUUGCCCAUUGGCAAUGCACAAUUUAUUCCAUUAGCUUUUACAAUUUGGAAUAUAGGAGAUUUAUAUGGUAGAUAUAUAUCCAAUAAAUUUAAACUAUUUGUUGAGAAAUUUCAACCUAUCCAUAUUCUUAUUUAUUCACUUUUAAGGAUAUUAAUUGUUCCGUUUUUUUUUUCAUGUAAUAUAUUUGGCCAUCUAAAUAACAAGGAAAAUAAUGGUGGUAGUUUUAAUGAUUUUUGGUACUUAUUUUUGCAAUUUAUAUUUGGCGUCACUAAUGGGAAUAGUAUAUCUCUAUGCUUUAUGAAAGUUGGUGAUCAAUUGAACUCUGAUGAUGAACGUAAAGCUGCUGGCGGAUUUACCAAUAUAUUUUUAUCCGUAGGGUUAACAGUAGGUAGCUUUGCUAGUUAUCUAUUUGUAUUUUGCAUUGGUAAACUAUAUAAAGAGUAA
Messenger RNA from Saccharomycodes ludwigii, 1506 nucleotides. It is a transcript of the gene FUN26, whose product is annotated as nucleoside transmembrane transporter FUN26. Gene Ontology annotation, molecular function: nicotinamide riboside transmembrane transporter activity; nucleobase transmembrane transporter activity. The transcript has a single exon. The record is from RefSeq and is a predicted model, not a curated record. Gene Ontology annotation, cellular component: fungal-type vacuole membrane; plasma membrane. NCBI's taxonomy places the organism in Eukaryota, Fungi, Ascomycota, Saccharomycetes, Saccharomycodales, Saccharomycodaceae. The coding region runs from base 1 to 1506 and encodes 501 amino acids. Gene Ontology annotation, biological process: nucleoside transmembrane transport.